This is a messenger RNA of Lampris incognitus (smalleye Pacific opah), 2570 nucleotides long. RefSeq names its product lipolysis stimulated lipoprotein receptor (gene lsr). NCBI's taxonomy places the organism in Eukaryota, Metazoa, Chordata, Actinopteri, Lampriformes, Lampridae. Gene Ontology annotation, biological process: establishment of blood-brain barrier; tricellular tight junction assembly. The record is from RefSeq and is a predicted model, not a curated record. Gene Ontology annotation, cellular component: tricellular tight junction; plasma membrane. The coding region runs from base 204 to 2069 and encodes 621 amino acids. The transcript is spliced from 11 exons.
GCAGGUCCCGAGCACACACAAAAUGGAGCCGUCGACGCUAGGCUGACAGGAGAAGAGGAGGAAGAAGAGAGAGAGAAAAAGACAAACAAACCAACCGACAGAUUUGCGCUAAAUAUAAUGUGCUCCACCCGACUUUUAACUGCGCUCGUUUGACGGCUGAAAAGCAGAGAGGCGUUGUGAAAAGCCGCGGGAAGUGGAGGAAGAUGUUUUGGAGCGUUUUGACGGCCGUUUUCAUCGCAGCAGGGUCUACAAGGGCUAUCCCAGUCCAGUGCCCUACGAAGAGGUACGUUGUUAUCCUCUUCCAGCCUGUCACCCUCACCUGUACCUAUCCGGCAUCCUCCAGCCAGCCUCCUGUAGUAACCUGGCGGUACAAGUCGUACUGUCGAGACCCCAUCCAGGCCGCCCUCAACCCCAGCAGCGCAGAGAACAUCCUGUCCCAGAACAAUCCCAACUAUGACCCCAAUAUCGAGUGCGCUGACAGCCUGAGGACCGUGCGCAUAGUGGCUUCCAAGCAGGCCAGUGCUGUCACCUUGGGAGCGGAGUACCAAGGCCGCAAGAUCAGCAUCAUAAACCAGGCAGACCUGAAUAUUGCUCAGACAGCAUGGGGAGACAGCGGUGUGUACGUGUGCUCUGUGGUGUCUGCUCAGGACCUGACAGGAAACAGUGAGGACUAUACAGAGUUAAUAGUACUGGAGAGAAAGUCAAACACAACUGACCUCCUGCCUGGCAUUGACUUCCUGGUAAUGGAAGACUGGCUGUUGGUUGUGUUGGUGGUGCUGGGCUUGUUGAUGCUGCUGCUCCUCAUCGGAAUCUGCUGGUGUCAGUGUUGCCCACAUACCUGCUGCUGUUAUGUCAGCUGCCCCUGCUGCCCCAAACGCUGUUGCUGCCCACAAGCAUUAUACGAGGCAGGCAAAGCCGUGAAGAAAGGUGUGCCCAUUCAGUAUGCCCCAACACUUUACGCACCCAGUUUGUAUGCCCAGCCGGCCUACGUUGGAGGGAUGAGCCAGCCUGCCAUGCCGCUUCUACCCAUACCAAAUGGAGCCGGACCGCCCCCGCCCACUAACGGUUACAGUCGUGAAUACGAUGGAGCCAGCUCAGUUGGGCAAGGCUCACAGGUGCCUCUCCUACAUGAUCAAGGCAACGGAGGAGACCACACUCACAGUGGAUAUCGUAUCCAGGUGGACCCGGAUGGGAACGCCACCCGUGCCAUUUACUACAUGGAGAGGGAGCUGGCCAACCUAGACCCAACCAGACCGAGCAACUACAAACGCUUGGAUGGCGGCAUGAGCGAGGUCAGCUCGCUGCAUGACAACCUGGAGCCUAGAGGUCGCGGAGGUCGUUCCCAGCCCCCUCCACUGACCACUGUCUAUGACCGAGAUGAAACCAUGAGUACCAUCAGUAGCGUGUCCCAGCAUGUCCACCGUCGGGACGACUACCCACGACGCGGCAGAGGUCCCUCCGGGGGAUACAUGGAUGGCCGUGGGCGCACCCGCUCCAUGGAUGACCUCGAUGACAUUGGGCGCCGCUACCCAAAAGACAACUACCCAAGGCACGAUAAUGGGCCUAGAGGCAGAAGAGGCUCAGAUGAUGAGUGGAGCACCAGCGCCCGCAGUGGCUUCGAUGACCGCAGGCGGCGUGACUACUUCCCAGAUGACCGCCGGAGAGCAGAAGGUGACAGUGGCGGCCUACAGGGGCGACGCAGCCGCAGCCGUGAUGACCUGAUGGACCUGGAACGGGAUCGCCAGCGUGGCGCUGGUGCCAGGGGCGGACGGGACGCCUACGAUGACAGCUUCCUCCGAGAGGCUAUGGAGAGGAAGAAGUUGGGUGAGCAGCAGAGGGCCCGGAGCCGCGAGCGCCUAGACAGUGAGAGUGACCGGUCGGACCGCGGAAGAGCGGCCCAUGGGCCCCCGCCCCUCCCCCUUUCCCCACCCGCUGCCUACCCUGGUUGCCGUGACGACCUCCCGCCUCCUCUACCGCCACCAUACAGUGAGGAUGAGAGCAUAUCCUCCUCCAAGAAAAGCAACCUGCGAAAGAAUGGAGCUGUGAGUCGUGAGAGCCUGGUGGUGUAAUGAAAAAAUCUGAUCCAAUGUGAGCAACGUUCCCAUUCUUCAAUAAACAGACCCAUGAAUUAUCAAACCUGUAAAUGUUUGCUUAUUUUUGUGCUGAUUUUUUUAUAGCAUACAAUAUAUGAGAAACUGAAAGCGCAGGUGUGUGUGAUGAGUAUCACACAUGUUUUUAUGUGCCUUAUGUGUCAUUGAAAACCACAAUUGUGGCAGCCGCCAGUGCCUUUUAUUAUGUACAGAGUUUUACCUCCGGAGUCGAGUAGGUGAUGCGCAGCCGUGGUACUUACAAGUAAUAGUCUAUUAAUCAAAGUGCUUUCAGCGAUCAUAGUGUUUCCUGUGUAGUGAUUGUGAUGAUGUCGCUGUAACCUGAUUUGUUUCCUGUGUAGUUAUUGUGAUGAUGUCACUGUAACCUGAUUUGUUUCCUGUGUAGUUAUUGUGAUGAUGUCACUGUAACCUGAUUUGCCAGAAGCAGAAAAGCAGAUAAAGAGAUAAUUGAAAUGGAAUUUU